UCCCCGCUGGGGCCGGACUCCUGCCGCCAUGGACCCCCGCCGCCCACUCACCUGGGCACUGGUGCUGCUGGGCACCGGUCUGGCGCUCGCGCUGGGCCCCGCGCCUGCUCCGGAAGCCCCAGAGAAGCUGUGCGGCCACCACUUGGUGCGCGCGCUGGUGCGGGUGUGCGGGGGCCCGCGCUGGUCCUCCGAAGACGGGCGGCGAGUGGCUGGCGGGGACCGUGGCUCGUGGAAACGUGCACAACCGGGGACCCCUGAGCGCGGCUCGAGAGUGCGCACACCUGGAUGGGGGAUUAUGUCCGUGCUCGGUGAGCUGCUGCAGUGGCUGGAAGGACGACAUCUCCACGGGCUGGUGGCCGAUGGGGACCCCACGCUGGUUGUGGUGCCACAGCCCCUGCCCCAGGCCUCUCGCCGUCACCGCCCCGGCCGGGCAGCCGCCGCCAACCCUGCACAUUUCUGCUGCCUCAGUGGCUGCACCCGGCAGCACCUGUUGACCCUGUGUCCUCACUGAACCCGCCUGGGUGUGGCCUCAGAGGAUCCAGAGACCCCCCAGGGGUCGGGUCUGGUGGGCUCCCGGAGCACCAUAAAGCCCCAUCUGGGAGGACGGGGCGGAUCACCUCCCAGCACUCACCGCCUCCCCCGGGCCACCUUCCUCUGUGGGGCCAACUGCAAAAAAAAAAAAAAAAAAGAUCGCACUUCAACCCUGGCCUGGAGGGUCCUUGGUUUCACGGGGAUGCCAGACUCUGAGGGCCAAAUGUUCUCACCUCUGAGGAGCCCCAGGCGCCACCCACCCCAUAUCCGUGACACCGACCCUUGUUGUCUCCCUAAUAGUAAAUAAAUUAAGCUCCUGCAGAA
This is a messenger RNA of Felis catus (domestic cat), 855 nucleotides long. RefSeq names its product insulin like 3 (gene INSL3). Gene Ontology annotation, molecular function: G protein-coupled receptor binding; hormone activity. Gene Ontology annotation, biological process: adenylate cyclase-inhibiting G protein-coupled receptor signaling pathway. The coding region runs from base 29 to 511 and encodes 160 amino acids. The record is from RefSeq and is a predicted model, not a curated record. Gene Ontology annotation, cellular component: extracellular region. The transcript has 3 exons. Lineage: Eukaryota; Metazoa; Chordata; Mammalia; Carnivora; Felidae.